Messenger RNA from Aspergillus calidoustus, 2073 nucleotides. NCBI's taxonomy places the organism in Eukaryota, Fungi, Ascomycota, Eurotiomycetes, Eurotiales, Aspergillaceae. The record is from the annotation of a GenBank genome assembly.
AUGGAGCUCACAUUCUUGAUUGGAAAAGACGGGAGGAAUGUAAAGCGACCGCAAUCUCACCGCGCAUGCUCACUGUGCCGCCGGAGAAAGAAACGAUGUUCUCACAACCCAUCGUGUCUUCGGAGAUCGUCUCCGCGGACUCCAAAGCAUCUGCAUGUCAUCCCGCAAAGCGACCCGUCGUCUGAACAGACAUCGCCGCUCAGCAAUACCGAGCAGGAGCUUACCAUUUCCUCACGGACCAGUGUGUCCGAAGCACAUACUGCUCCCGAGGAUCUGGACCUUACUGGCCGGCAGUUUAUUUGCGAUACCAACCCGGUUGUUGGUCUGUUGGAAGAUCGAGGAUCAAGACUCCACAGAGGCCGAUCUGAUCGCGGAGACGUGGGAGCGUGGGUAGAUCAGAGCCAUACUUCCAGUCCCGGCGCUGUUGACCGGAACUCUCCGCUUCUUGGAGGACAGGACUUGGACAAUCAGCAUCAUGUCGGCGAUUCGAACCCAGUUGUGAGCUUACUUGACGGUAAGCAGCCGGGGCUUCAGCACGGCCAUGCUAUGCAUGGAGUAGUAGGUGCCUGGUUCGACCAACGCACUAGUUCUUCCCUGCGUAAUGGGGAUAAUGAGCAAAGGAGCGAACAAGAAACCUCAACUAGUUUUGGUAGCCCAGCAUUGCCUCCAAGGGGUGACAUGGAAGCACUGCUGAACAUAUACUUCGAUCGCAUUCAUUCAUUACUGCCACUGCUUGAUGAAGAUGAGAUACGGUCACAGUCUGCGCUCGGCACAUUAUCUAUCCCACUGCUGCAGGCUAUAAUUCUUGUUGCCUCGAAAGACCGUGCCGCGACGCCUUUCCUCCGGCUCGGGUCGGACACGGCUGUUCUACGGCAGGAGAGAUUCAGCGAGCGUAUCUACAACGACAUUUUGAAGAACAUGCCCAAGAAAGAAGAAAAGAAGCGAAUACUUACCCUUCAAAUCCUGACUCUGUUGUCGCUGCACGAUUGGGGCACUGAUGGAGCAGAAGAAUCCUCGCUACACCUCAACCAGGCCAUCCACCAUUCUGAGACAAUCGGCCUGCACCACCUAGCGACUCCAGAAAGACAGACCAAAACAUCGCUGAAAGCACUGUUCUGGUGCCUGUGGAGCCUCGAUAAAUGGAAUGCCGCUAUCAAUGGGCGUACUAUCAUGAUCAACGACUGCGACCUGAGCCACGGUGUCCAGAGUGCGAUCCCAAUGUUUGAACCGCCAUUUCGGGUCUGGCUCCAUCUUGCGGACCAGCUUUCCAGCGUGAUCAAGGCAUAUCGUCCGAUCGCGGAUGGGGCGAGGAGUGACGAAAUGGAUGUUCUCACCUUCGAAGAGCUCAUUGAUCGUUCCGUUGCGUGGGACAUACGGCCUGAACUGCUUGAUUCAUUCGAAUUCUAUCACCAUGCUGUCGUCUUGCUUUCCACCUAUUCGAAUGGCCUACAGGGGCGCUCGCAUAGCCGAGCCUCGAGCAUCCGCCACAGCCAUUCAGUCUUAACGCUGGCAUCCCUGUGCCGGGACAAGGAUGUUAGAGAUCUAUCGCCCUUAUCAAUGUCAGCGUACACACUGUCUCUUGUCUUUUCGAUAACCUACAAGCUCUGUAAAACGUCAAAGCUGCGGAGUGUGAGGACUCAAGCGAGGCUCAACCUAGAGAUGUUCUACACGCGUCUUAAAUGCCUGAGCUCGACUUGGUGGCUCGCUGCGAUUAUGACCAGUCUCGGAGGCCGCGCAAUGGAGAACCUGGACCGUCAGUCUAGGAUAUUGCCGGAUGCCUCUGAUGAAGUCGAAACCCCGGCAUCACCUCGUUCUAACGGUCAGGUGUCACCUGGGUAUUCGACUACGCGGCCAUUGAAUACUCAAAUGCUCGACAAACCCGCCAGUGCCGUCAAUAUCCAUGAUGGGUACCUUCACGAACAAGCACUACCACCAAUGGGCCCUGAUUCUUUUGAACUUGCUACUCUUGCAGGUGCCGACCCUGAGACUUUUGACAUUUUUCUCGACAACUUCCCGGAUGUCAACUUCUCCUGCGCUGCGAGUGAUCAACUGUUUUGGGACAUGGAAAUAUGA